Messenger RNA from Monoraphidium neglectum, 555 nucleotides. RefSeq lists its product as hypothetical. The transcript has 4 exons. NCBI's taxonomy places the organism in Eukaryota, Viridiplantae, Chlorophyta, Chlorophyceae, Sphaeropleales, Selenastraceae. The coding region runs from base 1 to 555 and encodes 184 amino acids. The record is from RefSeq and is a predicted model, not a curated record. Gene Ontology annotation, molecular function: DNA binding.
AUGCCAGAGGGCAGCCCGGGGGGUGCCCUGGUCGGCGUCCACAGCGCCCUCGCCAACACGCUCGCCGCCGCGCUGCUGGAGCGCCGCGCGCUGCCGCAGCUCGGGGAGUACACCUCCAUACAGCGAGAGGUCGCGCUCCCUCAGCUGCAGCCGGCGGCAGAGCCGGGCAGCGCCGCCAAGCGCGGCAAAGCCGCCCCGGCCAGCCGCGUCGACUUUGUCUUGACGCGUCCGAACGGCGGCAAAGUGUAUCUAGAGGUCAAAUCUGUGACCCUGGCAGAGCCCUUUGAGCCAGAUCACGCGCACGGCCUCACGGGCGCGGCUGCUGCGGCCGCCGCCGCCGCCGCGGCGGCGGCAAAGGCGGGGACCGCCAAGCGCGGGCGCAAGCGGGCGGCGGCUGGGGAGGGCGGCGGCGCGGCGGACGGCGCGGCUGUGAAGGCGUCUGGGGCCACGGAGGCGGCGGCGGCGGCGCCGGGGGAGACGCGGGGGCGAAUCGCUCUGUUCCCUGACACAGUCAGCGAAAGGGCUCAGCGCCAUGUCCGGAAGCGCCCCGCCUGA